AUGACAAAAAAUUCAUAUUCAGUGUGGUCACUGAGCGAUGAUUUUCAAAUUAAUAAUACUAAUCCUAAUCCUUCUUCUGUAUGGUCUUAUGGAAAUAAGAAGGAAAUUUUGGGCCCGUUCACUCUAUAUACGCAAUUGCUUGCAGAUCCCAAAAACAGCGGAGUAUAUGCUUGGUAUGAAACAGGUGUUAACUGGGAUACUCCUGGAAAUUGGCUAGGCGUAUAUUAUAACUCUAAAACAACCAGUGUGAAUUUAACAUAUCCAAGUCAAAUCAUUACGUUCCCCCCUCACGGCGUCGCCAUGCAAUCCGGUAAUGACAGUAGAUUUUCGGUGGCGAGAUAUACUACACCGAUAGAUGGAAUUUAUAACAUAACUGCAACGUUCACCCGUAUUGAUAUCGAUUCUAAUACAACCAAUGCAUCCACAGGAGUUUAUAUUAUAUAUAAAAACUAUCAGCUUUUUGUUAAUAACAUAUAUGGUAUGAGAGGUGCAACAUUAUUCAAUACGAGUAUCAAUCUCAAAGCAAAUGAAGUCAUAGACUUUAUUGUUGGUGUUGGUCCAGAUAAGAUAGAUAAAUAUGAUAUGACUAAUUAG
This is a messenger RNA of Dentiscutata erythropus, 594 nucleotides long. The record is from the annotation of a GenBank genome assembly. NCBI's taxonomy places the organism in Eukaryota, Fungi, Glomeromycota, Glomeromycetes, Diversisporales, Gigasporaceae.